Bufo gargarizans (Asiatic toad) is the source of this 5781-nucleotide messenger RNA. It is a transcript of the gene ARHGAP44, whose product is annotated as Rho GTPase activating protein 44. Gene Ontology annotation, cellular component: dendritic spine; postsynaptic density; cytoplasm. The transcript has 21 exons. Bases 323 to 3118 code for a protein of 931 amino acids. The record is from RefSeq and is a predicted model, not a curated record. Gene Ontology annotation, biological process: neurotransmitter receptor transport, endosome to postsynaptic membrane; regulation of dendritic spine morphogenesis; modification of dendritic spine. Gene Ontology annotation, molecular function: protein binding; GTPase activator activity. NCBI's taxonomy places the organism in Eukaryota, Metazoa, Chordata, Amphibia, Anura, Bufonidae.
CUGAUGAGCGCAGAGAGGGGAGGACCGGGCACAGCUUGGAGCAUGCAAUAGAUAUCCGAGGGGGCUAACAGGCGGCACCCCUCUCUCCUGGACACCUACAGCACCACCCAUGGAUGCCCUGUGCCCGCUGGCACCCCCUGUGCACUGGAGGAUGCUGUGCGCCGCAGCCCCCCUAUAACAGGGGACAUGUAAUGUGCUGCUGACACUGGGGGGAGGGUCUAUUUAUUUAUUUAUUUUCUGCAUCAUCCAAUAUACGGAAAACUGCAAGAAAUAAUCAUCUCUGUCUGUGUAAUAUACGGAGUAUCUGCCGCCCGGCGCCAGGAUGAAGAAGCAAUUCAACCGGAUGAGGCAGCUGGCCAACCAGACGGUGGGCAGGGCUGAGAAGACAGAGGUGCUGAGUGAAGAUCUACUACAGGUGGAGAAACGUCUGGAGCUGGUUAAACAGGUCACCCACAGCACCCACAAGAAACUGACCGCGUGUUUACAAGGCCAGCAAGGAACCGACACGGAUAAAAGAUCGAAAAAGUUACCUCUUAUAACCUUGGCCCAGUGUCUCAUGGAAGGAUCAGCCGUCUUAGGGGAUGACUCUUUACUUGGGAAGAUGCUGAAGCUGUGCGGGGAAGCAGAGGACAAACUAGCACAGGAGCUCAUCCAUUUCGAGCAGGAGGUCGAGAGAGAUGUGGUGGACCCGCUGUUCGUACUCUCAGAGGUGGAGAUCCCCAAUAUCCAGAAACAGAGGAAACACUUAGCCAAAUUAGUAUUGGACAUGGAUUCUUCUAGAGCAAGGUGGCAGCAAUCUGCUAAGUCGUCCGGGAUCUCCAGCAACCUGCAACCCUCUGGGGCCAAGGCUGAUGCACUCAGGGAAGAGAUGGAAGAGGCGGCAAACCGUGUGGAGAUCUGUAGGGAUCAGCUGUCGGCGGAUAUGUACAGCUUUGUGGCCAAAGAAAUAGACUAUGCAAACUACUUUCAGACGCUAAUAGAAGUGCAGGCCGAGUACCACAGGAAGUCCCUUGCUUUACUGCAAGCCGUCCUGCCGCAGAUCAAGGCUCAGCAGGAGGCCUGGAUUGAAAAGCCAUCAUUCGGAAAGCCCUUAGAUGAACAUUUGACAGUGAGCGGCCGGGAGAUCGCCUUCCCCAUCGAGGCUUGUGUCACCAUGCUCCUGGAGUGUGGAAUGCAGGAGGAGGGCUUGUUCCGAGUGGCCCCAUCUGCCUCCAAGUUAAAGAAGUUGAAAGCCGCCCUGGAUUGCUGUGUGGUGGACGUAGCUGAAUACUCCGCUGACCCCCACGCUAUUGCAGGAGCACUGAAGUCUUACCUCCGAGAGCUUCCUGAACCACUCAUGACCUUUGAGCUUUAUGAGGAAUGGAUCCAAGCUUCCAACAUCCAGGACCAGGACAAGAGGCUGCAGGCUUUGUGGAACGCAUGUGAGAAACUUCCAAAACCCAAUUACAACAACUUCAAGUAUGUGAUCAAGUUUCUGUCCAAGUUAACAGAAUAUCAGGACGCUAACAAGAUGACUCCCAGCAAUAUGGCCAUUGUAUUGGGGCCUAAUCUUCUCUGGCCACAAGCAGAAGGCAAUAUCACUGAAAUGAUGACCACAGUGUCCUUACAGAUUGUAGGGAUCAUUGAGCCUAUAAUCCAACAUGCUGACUGGUUCUUCCCAGGCGAUAUAGAGUUUAAUGUGACGGGGAACUACGGCAGCCCCGUGCACACCAACCACAAUGCCAACUACAGCUCCAUGCCCUCCCCGGAUAUGGAUCACUCAGACCGCAAGCAGCAUGACCAGGCCAGGCGACCGCUCAGCGUGGCGACCGAUAACAUGAUGCUGGAGUUCUACAAGAAGGAUGGCAUGGGCGUCAGGGUGAUGGACACCUCUUGGGUUGCCCGCCGCAGCUCUUCCUUAGUCCGCAAAGGCCCCUCCACCCCGCCCGCCAUUCAACCCCCUGCUCCUCCUCCGCUCGAUACCGCAGCCACACCUCAAUCACCAAAUCCCGACCUGUCUGUAGAGUCUCCCUCCCCCACUCCUCCCAGUAGCGGCUCCCAGCCAGGUCCCGAGAGGACAAGCGGAGAUGAGAUUUCGCCCCAGUGGUCGGAUUCCUGUUACAACUAUCCUUCCCCUGAAGAAGACCGACCCCUCUCGUACCCAAGCUCACAGCACCCUACCCUCCAUCCUCACCCUCCUAAAGCUCCACCAUCUGCCAAGCCUGAUGCCACCUCUACCUUUCGGUGGUCUGGCUACAGCCAAACUUUGCCUCCUUCCCCUCCAAAGCUUGACAUAAACUCGAACCCCAAACCUUGCUUUUUACACCUCACUAAGCAAAGCUCCCUCUCUGAUCCUCACGCUUCUGAGCCUAACGUCUCACCGCUCUACAUCAAAACCCCACUCGUCCUAACCAAACCCGACCCAUCUGGCACCCCUAACCUUCCCGCUAUGUCAGCCUCGCCCCCAUGGCUCAGCUGUUCCUGCGCUCGAGACAAGGGAACCAAGCUGACUAGUACAUUGAAAGGGAAGGAGAUUUCUCCUGUAUCUGGGCCAAAGGGAAGUCCUAGCACUGGUCAUAUGGUGUCCACAGGUGGAAUGGGGCUGAACCAACUAUCAACAGAGCAAAGUCCUCAUUCUCUUAGGAAAGUGUCUAAGAAACUAGCACCUGUUCCACCCAAAAUCACGUACACUCAGACAGGGGCAGUGUCAGAUCAGUCAACGGGUCAACCUUCUCCCGUCAGUCUUUCCCCAACCCCUCCUAGCACACCAUCACCCUAUGGACUCAACUACCAAGUUUCUCUCGCUUUGACGCCGAGCCUGGCGUCUCCGCCUCCAGUGACCAGCACUUUAACAAAAUCCCGUCCUACUCCUAAACCAAGACAGAGACCCUCACUUCCCCCUCCACAGCCUCCCACGAGUCAGUCUGCUUCCAGUCCUCAGUCUUCAGACAACAGUAUCUUAGAUGGCCUGUCUCCUGGAGAUAGCAUGUCUACAGAUAUCAUCCAUUUUGACAUUCCAUCUAUUCUAAUUGAAAUCGAUACUGCCUUGAAACGUGAUGCCAUGAAAGAGGAACAGCAGAGGCGCUCGGCCGAAGGCAGGACGGAAUCGGAUGAGGACUCGGAGAGCACGGCCCUCUGACGCUAAGCUCAAUCUGUGCCCACCACGAUCUACAGCCAAACUUGUGCCAAUCUGUAAAUGAGCCCGGUGUGCAGUUAACAGGGGGUGCCUUGGGAUAUUUUUUUCCUUUUUUCAUAGGCCUUACUAGAAUAGGGCUUUAAUUUUCCCUCUAAAAGUAAAAAAAAAGAUUUCUGGAAAAUAUUUUUUUAAAUUGCCCAUUUAUUUUAAAUGCCCCUGUUGAAGCCCUAAUACAUAUGAUAUCCUUGAGACCUCUAAGCAAGGGGUGAAAAUAAAUUGUGGCCGAUCCCAAAUCCUUAAGAAUGCUAUGUUCCUUAUCAAUGCUGCAGUGUAAAGCUGUGAUCCUAUAUUGCCUUGAUUAUGUACCAUGUGAAGAGUGAUUUUACUUUUUGUAAUCGAGAUAUUUUUGGUUAUGCAGCUUUUCAUAGCAUUUGGUGGACUUGAGGUAUCCAAAAAUUUUCAAAAGCUCCUAGAAAUAUGGUUACAGAAGAUUCAACUUGAGAACAUUUCACCUACUUGUUUCAACCCCAUAUAAUAAUACACUAAAAUAGAAGCCAAACUGAAAACUUCUGUCCCUCUAGAAUUAAGCUGUUGACCCGUUGUCCAUAGCCUGAUAGCGCCGGGCAUGCAACAUUUUUCUGUCCAGCUUCAAAACAGAUGCCCCGGAUGAGAUCAACGAUCCCAUAUAGGAUCAGUUCUGGCCUCAGUUUCGCUCUUGCGUUUCAGUACUGUAACACAUGGCAGGGUAUAUACGACCCUGGCCUUAAAUUUCCAAUAUAAGUCAAUAAUACGGACAGAGUUUAAAAAGUACCGUAAGUUAAUUUUUUACAUUUUGAAAUAUAGAUUUAUGGAUGUAAUGGAGUUUUGUUACUUUUAGAAGGGUGUACUAUUUUGUUAAUUUAAUAAUUGUGUUUAUUUUAGUGUGUGUAUGUCUUUUAUUUUUAAGUAUGGACUAAGUUCAAAAGUAACUUUUAUUUUCCUUUUUUUUUGUUUUUGUUUUUUACAUUUUUUCUCAUUUGAGGGGGAAAAAAAUCCCCAAAACUUCUGGAGUUUAUUGAAUUUCAUUUUUCAUUUGACACUUAAAAAAUUUAAAAAUUGACUACACUUUUUAAACAGUUUCUCCGUUAGUUACGAGAGUCAACCAUAGUGCCAAAAUAUUUAUUUGUUACUAUAAUUAUCUGAAUUUAUUAAUUAAAUAUCCCCCCCACCACCAAUUGUUUUUCUUAUUUUAAUUGCAGUAUGAUUUAAAAAAAAUUUUUUAAUUAUUCUUGAUUAGAAACAUCCCUAACAGCAUUCAUAGAUUUUUUAUUUUAUUUUAGUUUUUCACAAUGGGAUAACUUUGGCUCACUCUUUGAACCACAUUUAUAUUAUAUGUGAAAAAAAUAUGCUGCCUGUACAUUUUUUUGAAAAUGACAGAUUACCUAAAAAAAAUAUACUUAAUAUAAAUACAAUCACCUACGUCAUAUUGGAAGGUUUUUAUGGCCUGUGGAUGGGAUUAGUUGAAAAAAAAUAUUUUCUAAAAAAAUACUAUAUUAUAGAUAUCUAUGGAGAAAUUGCUAUAUGAUUUUUUUAUUUUUAUUUUGCUUGUGUAUGCGUGAGUGUAUGAGGUCAGGUGUUAAUGGUCUGCUAUAGGAGAGAGGAAAAUAAGCAUACGGCAUUGAGUCAUGUAUAUAUGUAUUUGUUAUCUAUAGAAGAUCCUAAUGUAUAAUUGUAAAAAAAAGUAAAAUGCUGCUCCGUCGGGCUGUAUUUUCCAAAAAAUAUCUGUAAAUAAUAGAAAAGGAAUUCCUCGUCCUGUCUCUCAUCUCCAGUUUUAUAUCUAUUUUUCCUGUUACACUGAAAUGUUUACAUUUUAUCUUAAGCAAUGGUUGAACAAUCUAUAGAAAACCCAUUGUGUUUUAUUUUACUUUAUUUUUUAUUUUUUUGUGAACAACAAACUUGCCAAAAACCUGGUCAGAUUUUGAAGUCUCUUCGAACAAAUUGUGAAUUUGCCUAUUUGAACAAAUAUCUGAUAAAAUAAUUCAGACAAUUUCACGUUGUGAAUUCCCCCUCUACUGUCCCCUCGUCGGCCAAAGUGCCCCAUCCUAAACCUGGACUUAUGGGAAGAGUGAAUCAAAAACUAGUGUAGACAUUUUCCCCGAUCCUCAAAAAUGUGUGUUCAAUAUUCGUGUGAAAUCUAUGAAGACUAUAAUGAAAAAAAUCCACAAUGUUGGUGAAUUUGGAGGGCUCAAACAAACUUUAGUUUUUUUCCUUUUUGAAAUAAAAUAUUUUACCGCCCUGUGUGUGUGUUACCGUUGGAGGUUCUUAUGCACAAUUUUCACCCUAGUGGCACCAUGUUAUCCAUGUAAAAUGUUAUUGUUGUACAGUACUACCAACCAUGUAUGCAACACGUCAACGGAACACCCAGGACUGCACUGCUGAAAAUACAAUAUGGCGUCACCUUUUUAGUAUUUCGGCGUGUACAGUCUGUGGAUUUCACCUGAAGGCGAUACCCUCCAUGUUGUGUCUGAACAUGUGAUAAUCCUGCCAAUUACUAUAUUGUAUCUGUGCGUACCCAUCUGUGGUAACACCAACAGGCCCUAAACCAUCGCUCCUCCCCUUCCCUCCGAGAGCGAAUGCUCUAAAGUUGUCUUUUUUAUAUAUAAAAGAAAAAAUAAAAUACCUAUAAA